AUGCUGUCCUUUCGCCCGACGCUCCUUACCAAGACGCCGCAGGAGCAUCUGAGGGACCAGUGGCAGGCUCAGGCGAACGAGGGAUGUUCAAAGGCGGCGACGAAAGUGCCCGAGGGACACAUCCGCGUAAAGCUGUACAUCGACUUCGACAACGAGACGGCAAAGCUUGACGAAGACUUCGCGGGAAUGAGCGGCGCGACGCUCAUCGACGACUUCAAACCCGAGCCAGAUGGGGGCGGGCUCAACCUCGCGCGCGUGAUGCGUAAAUGGGGGAUGGCGUCGUGUAUGGCCAUCGACCCCCGACGAGACGUCCCCUUUCAAAGCCGAUACGAGAACCACCUGUCGUCGUUAGCGAUAGCGACGCUCUUGGACACCGAGGGCAUGCUCCGCGUGUUUGAGCCAGUCGUGCCUCCAGAGAUCCUCCGGGCGCGCCAGCGGCGUAUGCAGGUCGUGCGGCGUCUUGACCCCGUCGUGCGCGUCUGGCGCUCCUGCGACAAGCGCGACGUCGCGAACGCCCUGUGCUUCGUGUACCUCGUGUAUACGGGCAGAAUAUGGAACUACGUCGACAUGGUGCUGAACCUGGGCAUGCGGCUAUCCGAAGGCUGAAAUCUGCGUGGUGGGCUGGGCUGGGCUGCCCGCGCGCGCGAAUGUGGCAGUUUGGGGUCGUUGGUUUCUCGCUUGCAUGGGGACACUGAAAGUGCUGAACGGGCGGAAGCGUAGAGGUUGUUACUGUAUGGUUGAUUUAUUGGCUCGUAAUCACUUUCGCAUACGCAUAUCAUAGUCUGUACGCACCAUCUGCAUUUGCGCAUUUUUGUAUUCUAUGUACAUAACCUAUCAUACACACGUUUUCC
This is a messenger RNA of Coniophora puteana RWD-64-598 SS2, 851 nucleotides long. RefSeq lists its product as uncharacterized. NCBI's taxonomy places the organism in Eukaryota, Fungi, Basidiomycota, Agaricomycetes, Boletales, Coniophoraceae. The record is from RefSeq and is a predicted model, not a curated record. Bases 1 to 606 code for a protein of 201 amino acids. The transcript has 4 exons.